This is a messenger RNA of Cornus florida, 2037 nucleotides long. RefSeq lists its product as uncharacterized. The transcript has 15 exons. NCBI's taxonomy places the organism in Eukaryota, Viridiplantae, Streptophyta, Magnoliopsida, Cornales, Cornaceae. Bases 276 to 1736 code for a protein of 486 amino acids. The record is from RefSeq and is a predicted model, not a curated record.
GGGUCUGCGUAAAUUGAAGGUCUCCCUCCGUUUUAAACUUGAAAUGGAGCGUUACGAGGCCCCAGACGAGAUAAAUAAAAUAUGCCGACCUGAUUGUUAUUACUGUCCGAAUAUUUUCACAUCGUGGAUUCCAAAACAAAACCCUUCCUAUUAUCUCUAGAAUCUUUAACCACCCCCCCCCUCCCCUUUUUCUUCUUCGUCACUCCUCGAGAAACAUCCAGAAGUGUUUUUUAGUUGUUGCUGUUUUUGUAUGCUGCUUCUGAAGAGAGGAGAGAAUGGACAAGAAGAAGAAAGAUGUCAUCCAAUUGGAGCGCGAAUCAGUAAUUCCAGUUAUGAAGCCAAAGCUGAUCAUGACCUUGGCCAACCUCAUUGAACAUAGUACUGACCGUGCUGAAUUUUUAAAGCUCUGCAAGAGAAUUGAGUACACAAUUCGAGCUUGGUAUCUUCUACAAUUCGAGGAUCUAAUGCAAUUGUACUCCCUCUUCGAUCCUGUACAUGGGGCUCAGAAAUUGGAGCAGCAGAACCUAUCUACAGAAGAGAUUGACAUUCUUGAACAGAAUUUCCUGUCAUACUUAUUUCAGGUGAUGGAUAAGAGCAAUUUUAAGAUAGCUACUGAUGACGAGAUUGAUGUUGCACAUUCGGGGCAGUAUCUUUUAAAUCUUCCUAUCACAGUUGAUGAAUCUAAGCUUGAUGAGAAGCUUUUGAAGCUGUAUUUUGCAGAGCAUCCUCAUGAAAACCUUCCAGACUUUGCUGAUAAGUAUGUAAUCUUCCGACGUGGCAUUGGAAUUGAUCGGACAACUGAUUACUUUUUCAUGGAGAAAGUUGACAUGCUCAUUGCACGUUUAUGGGCAUGGCUUAUGAGACAGACUAGGCUAGAAAGAGUGUUUUCUAAAAAAUCUAGUACACGUCGUAUGAAAGAUCCUAAACAAGAUGAUGAAAUCCACACUGAGGCAGAUCUGGAUGACUUGCAUGUUGAACGGGUCCGUCUCGAAAAUAUGGAACUCAGUUUAAGCAAUCUGCUGGGCAAGAUCACAAUCCAAGAACCUACCUUUGAUAGGAUAAUUGUUGUUUAUAGGCGAGCAAGCACCAAAACCAAAAUUGAACGAGGCAUAUACGUGAAGCAUUUCAAAAAUAUCCCAAUGGCCGAUAUGGAGAUAGUUCUCCCAGAAAAGAAAAAUCCAAGUUUAACCCCAAUGGACUGGGUUAAAUUCCUCGGAUCUGCUAUAGUUGGUCUGGUGGCUGUAGUGGGUUCACUUGACAUGCCUAAAGGUGAUCUUUGGGUCAUGUUUGCCAUCCUCUCCACAGUGAUUGGUUACUGUGCUAAGACAUACUUCACGUUUCAGCAAAACAUGGCUACAUAUCAGAACUUAAUUACGCAGUCCAUGUAUGACAAACAACUGGACAGUGGAAAAGGCACCCUUCUUCACUUGUGCGAUGAUGUUAUUCAACAAGAAGUAAAAGAGGUGAUCAUUUCUUUCUUUAUAUUGAUGGAACAGGGCAAAGCUACUCGACAGGAUCUUGACUUGCGGUGUGAGGAAUUGAUUAAAGAAGAGUUUGGUGAGAGCUGCAACUUUGAUGUGGAUGAUGCAGUUCAGAAGUUGGAGAAGUUGGGCAUUGUUGCCCGGGAUACAAUUGGAAGGUAUUACUGCGUGGGCCUCAAGCGUGGUAAUGAGGUUAUUGGUACAACCACCGAGGAGCUUGUCCUCAAAGCAAAACAGAUUACUAUUGUUCCGUGAAUUGUCUUGGGAAGGUAGGCUUCUCUAUUCUCGUGUCCUUAUGGCUUGGGAGAUAUUCUCAGGCACCUCUUCGCACGCAUCUCGGACAGGGUUUGUUCAUGUUGUUUUAGUUUCCCCUCAGCCCAGGUUUCUUUCCUACUCUUGGUGGUUGAUGUGACACUGUAGACAACGGUGGUACACAUAUUUUAAAAGUUCUUUUACCAUUUAGUUUAUUUUAUUUGUGUGCAAGUAACUUUCUGAGAAUUCUGUAAUGUAAAUUGAUUUGGAAUGCUGCAGCAGUUGUUAAUUAUCCCUUUGGAGA